AUGGCAAAAAAAGGAGCAGGGCGCAAAAGGAUUCCAAUGGAGAAGAUAGAGGACUCAAGUAAGGUUGGGGUUACCUUCUCAAAACGAAGGUCUGGCCUCUUUAAGAAGGCAUGUGCGGUCCGCUCUCUCUGUGACUGUCAUACGGCUAUUGUUAUCUUCUCAGGGGACAACACAGUUUAUUCUUUCGGUGAUCCCUCCUCAGAUAGGAUUUUCAAUUCCUUCAUCGGCGCUACCCCUGCCGAAGAGAGCGAAGGCGCUACCCGUGCCGAAGAGAGCGAAGGCGCUACUUCUGCCGAAGAGAGCGAAGGCGCUACUCCUGCCGAAGAGAGCGAAGGCGCUACCCCUGCCGAAGAGAGCGAUGUCCCACAGUUAACAGAAGGUUAUGAUUUUUGUCAACUGAUGGAAGAGAUGACAGAAUAUGAAGGCAUAGUUGAUGCAGAGAAAACUCGGGAAAAUGGCUUUACUGAAGUUGAGAACGAUCCUCAAGAUGAGAAUUGCUUGGGGAAAUUGUGGUCAGCACCAGUGGAGGAACUAACAUUGGCAGAAGCUGAAGAAAUGUUGGCGAAAUUGGAGGACUUUAAACCAUUUGAAGACACUUCUAGCAGCCAAGCACAAACAUAA
Messenger RNA from Daucus carota subsp. sativus, 621 nucleotides. Its product is annotated as agamous-like MADS-box protein AGL62. NCBI's taxonomy places the organism in Eukaryota, Viridiplantae, Streptophyta, Magnoliopsida, Apiales, Apiaceae. Gene Ontology annotation, biological process: regulation of transcription by RNA polymerase II. The coding region runs from base 1 to 621 and encodes 206 amino acids. The transcript has a single exon. The record is from RefSeq and is a predicted model, not a curated record. Gene Ontology annotation, molecular function: protein dimerization activity; RNA polymerase II cis-regulatory region sequence-specific DNA binding; DNA-binding transcription factor activity, RNA polymerase II-specific.